UGAUUGGAAUUAGAAUAAAAUAGAAAUGUAACCUCUUAUGGAAAAUACUAUUCUUAAAAGCGAUGAUGGUAUCAUAAAAGCCUAUUAAAAUGGAGAAUUAAUUUAAGAUACUGAAAAUAUACCAACUAUGAUAGAAUACAUAGAAGAUGUUCUUUAUAUAUUAGAGCUUAUAAAUAAUAAAAUAAAUAAAACUGUAUGUUAAGAAAGAAUAUAGCUUUUAAGAUAAAAGUUUACUUUGCAUUAAACUUUAAAUAAUUAUAAAGAGAUUUUAGAUUAAAGGAAAAUUUAUCACAGAGAUUUUUAUAACACAGUAAAAGUAGAUACUCAUAUACAUCAUUCAGCAUCCAUGAACGCUUUAAAAUUACUAAAAUUUAUAAAAAGGAAAUUAAUAAAUGAACCUGAUGCCGAAGUAUAUAAAGAUAAUGAAACCGGUAAAAUAAUGACUUUAAAAUAAGUUUUUGAUAGAUAUGGAAUAAAAGAAGAACAUAUUAGUUUAGAUACAUUAAAUGUUAAAGCCGAUAGAACUUUAUAUUAAAGAUUCGAUAAUUUUAAUAAUAAAUACAAUCCUUUAGGUUAACCUGUAUUUAGGGAAAUUUUUAUGAAAACAGAUAAUUUUAUAAACGGAAAAUACAUAGCUGAAAUAACUUAAAAUGUAAUUGAAAGAAUGGAGAAAGAUUAAUAUGUAUAUACAGAAUGGAGACUUUCAAUAUAUGGAAAAAAUACUCAAGAAUGGAAUAAAUUAGCUUGUUGGGUUGUAAAUAAUAAACUUUAGUCAAAAUAUAAUAGAUGGAUGAUAUAGAUACCUAGAUUAUAUUAGGCCUAUAAAAAAGCAGGAUUCAUUUAGAAUUUUUAAGAUAUGAUAGAUAAUAUAUUUAAACCACUCUUUGAGAUAACUAUAAAUCCUGAAAUAGAUCCAAUUUUGCACUAAUUUUUAGCUACUAUAGGAGGUUUUGAUACUGUAGAUGAUGAAAGUGCUUUUGAAUAAUUUUAUUUGGAAGAUUUAUAGACACCACCAAAUAAAUGGACAAAACUAAAUAAUCCUCAUUAUGCGUAUUGGAUUUAUUAUAUUUAUGCAAAUAUUACUAGCUUAAACAUUCUUAGAAGAAAAAGGAAUUUAAAUUGUUAUAGUUUUAGACCUCAUUGUGGAGAGGCAGGUAAUAUAGAUCAUUUAGUUAGUGCCUUUUUAUUAGCAGAUAGUAUCAAUCAUGGAAUUCUUUUGGAAAAAUCACCAGUUUUACUCUAUAUGUUCUAUUUAAAAUAAAUUGGAUUAGCAAUGAGUCCUUUGUCAAAUAAUAAAUUAUUUAUGAAAUAUGAAAAAUAACCUUUUUAUAAAUUUUUUUAAAUUGGAGUAAACGUUAGUAUUUCUACUGAUGAUCCUUUAAUUCUUCAUAUGACUAAUGAUCCUUUAUUAGAAGAAUAUUCAAUAGCUUCUUAAAUUUGGGAUUUAUCUACUGUUGAUUUGGCUGAAUUAGCUAGAAACUCUGUUAUGUAAUCUUCUUUUGAAUAUACUAUUAAAAAUCAUUGGGCAGGAGAUUUCAAAACAAUUAAUAAAAAAUCAAAUAGACCAGCAUAUUCUAAUUUACCGCAAAGCAGAUUUAUUUAUAGAUUACAAAAUUUAAAUAAAGAAUAUGAAUUCUUGAAUUCUUUAGGAAAAAACUAAUGA
Ichthyophthirius multifiliis is the source of this 1663-nucleotide messenger RNA. RefSeq lists its product as hypothetical. The record is from RefSeq and is a predicted model, not a curated record. Gene Ontology annotation, molecular function: AMP deaminase activity. Gene Ontology annotation, cellular component: cytosol. The transcript is spliced from 11 exons. Gene Ontology annotation, biological process: IMP salvage; AMP metabolic process. NCBI's taxonomy places the organism in Eukaryota, Ciliophora, Oligohymenophorea, Hymenostomatida.